This is a messenger RNA of Arabidopsis arenosa, 633 nucleotides long. The record is from the annotation of a GenBank genome assembly. Lineage: Eukaryota; Viridiplantae; Streptophyta; Magnoliopsida; Brassicales; Brassicaceae.
GACGAGAGAAACCGAUUUGGAUUGACAAUACACUGUAAAAAUAAAUGUGUAACUAUUGGGACAUAGAAGAAGCAAGAACAAAGAGUGCAACCACAUUAUCAGUUCGAAUGUCUGACCGUAAUGGUCUUGGUCCUCACAAGCACGUAUCGGGGCCGAAAUCAUAUAUACAAGUCGAACAAGAGAUGGAAGUUAAAUUGGGAAGACCGCCUGCUAUCGGUGAAGUUUUCAUCAGGACUCAUACCAAAAAGAUGGGACUUUUGUCGAUAGGAAAAACGCAGAAAGUUCAUGAGGUAUAUAAGACGAACAAGGAAGAUAAGUUGGCUACCCUCGAGAAUGAUGAGUCUUCCAACGGUACUUCGCGUCGAGAGCUAUCUCAUGAGGAGGAUGACGAGCUCUUUCUUCAAUCUACUUUCACAAACGAGAGGGGAAAAUUCUUUGGAGUUGGAAGCCUAGGGAGUUACAUCAACGAAAAGCGGAAGUACCCGGGAAGCUCUUCUUCUUUUACAAGCCUGUAAACAUAGCUUGAGGAAGCUACCCACAAAAUAGAGGAACAAGAAGAGCGUGAAGCAAAGGCUUUGCGGGUUGCAGCUGAGCAAAAAGUAUAUGGGUUAUUGAUAAAUACGAUAAACCCAU